AUGACCCCUGUGGUACUCCACAGACGAGGACACAGACAAACACGAUCCCGAAACUGUGGACAGAUCGGUUUGAGGCCCGUGGAUCAAGAACAAAGAAAUCUACACCCCAUUCUAAACACCGCGUCAGAACCAGCUGCCUCCCAAACCGCCGCCAUGUCGAGCAAACGCGCCAAGGGGAAGACCACAAAGAAGCGUCCGCAGCGGGCCACCUCCAAUGUGUUCGCCAUGUUCGACCAGUCCCAGAUCCAGGAGUUCAAAGAGGCCUUCAACAUGAUCGACCAGAACAGAGACGGCUUCAUCGACAAGGAGGACCUGCACGACAUGUUGGCCUCUCUGGGGAAGAACCCGUCAGACGAGUACCUGGAGGGCAUGAUGGCUGAGGCCCCGGGGCCCAUAAACUUCACCAUGUUCCUGACCAUGUUUGGGGAGCGGCUGAAUGGCACGGACCCCGAGGACGUGAUCCGCAACGCCUUUGCCUGCUUCGACGAGGAGGGCUCCGGAGUGAUCCACGAGGAACACCUGAGGGAGCUGCUCACCACCAUGGGCGACCGCUUCACGGACGAGGAGGUGGACGAGCUGUUCCGCGAGGCUCCGAUCGACAAGAAAGGAAACUUCAACUACGCCGAGUUCACCAGAAUCCUGAAGCACGGGGCCAAAGACAAGGACGACGAAUGA
Knipowitschia caucasica is the source of this 675-nucleotide messenger RNA. Lineage: Eukaryota; Metazoa; Chordata; Actinopteri; Gobiiformes; Gobiidae. The record is from the annotation of a GenBank genome assembly.